Molecule: messenger RNA, 1623 nt
Organism: Vanessa tameamea
Lineage: Eukaryota; Metazoa; Arthropoda; Insecta; Lepidoptera; Nymphalidae
Product: facilitated trehalose transporter Tret1-like
Exons: 3
Coding region: 121-1563 (480 amino acids)
Biological process (GO): transmembrane transport
Cellular component (GO): membrane
Molecular function (GO): transmembrane transporter activity
Source: RefSeq, a predicted model, not a curated record
ACAAUCUAGUCAGUUGACAGCGUAUUUCAGUCAAAUAGCAGCGUUUGUAAAAGGUGGCAAAAAUUGGAUACUUCAUGAGAAUAUUUAUAAAGGAUAUUAAUUUCAUGUAAAUUGAUAAAUAUGCUUACGCCAGCCGUUAAGCAGACAUGGGCUGUAAUGGGUGUUCUCCUCAACAUGCUGGGACAGGGCAUGGUUCUGAGCUUUCCUUCAAUAUUGCUUCCAUCUCUUUUCGCGCCAGAUUCAAAGAUACCAGCUGACAUACACAUCGCUUCUUGGGUAGCAUCGUGUAUUGGAAUUGCUGGGAUUCCUGGUUUCUUGACCUCGUCUUUUCUAAUGGAUGUAUAUGGGAGAAAAUUGGCACACGCAGUUGUUGUCGCGCCAGGAAUUUUAGGCUGGCUUUUGAUAUACUUCGCUACUAAUAUAACUGUUCUUAUAAUCGGAAGAUCAUUCUGUGGACUGGCAGCUGGCGCUACCGUGUCUCUAGGUGCGGUUGUCAUCGGAGAAUACACCAGCCCAAGAAACCGAGGAAUGUUCCUCAACCUCAAGACAACGGCUGUUUGUAUCGGGAACAUGAUGGUGCACUUAUUAGGGCACUUUUAUGCUUGGAAAACUGUCGCAUUAAUUGCUUUAGUGCCCCAUAUUCUAGCUUUGAUAAUAAUAGUCACAUGGCCAGAGAGUCCAGCGUGGCUAGCUUCUCAAAAACGGUUCGACGAAAGCGAAAAAUCAUUUUAUUGGCUUAGGGGAAAAACCACCGAAUCGAAAAAAGAGCUGGUAGAAAUGCUUAGAGCUCAAAAAGAGAGAAUUGAAUAUCCAUCGUCAAAAUCAAUAAGCACUAAAUGCUUGGAGUUUUUCAAAAAGUUCACAAAAAGAGAUUUCAUUAAGCCGGUGAUAAUUAUAUUUUUUGGCGCAACUCUUUUAGAAUCGUGUGGAAGACAUAUUUUCCCAGCUUAUGCUUUACAAAUCAUCGAAGAGGUGACAGGAAAUAAGUCGCAAUCAUUUUACUACACUUUGGGAAUAGAUUUGAUUAUUUCUGCUAGUGCAAUAUUUUCAUCAGUUCUUGUGAAAAUAAUGAAACGGCGUACCCUUCUAUUUGGAAGUGGAUUUGCGGCGUUACUUGUUCUUAUGUGCGUCUGUUUAUACUUAUACCUAUCAGCAAAUGGGUUAAUUUCUAAGGAUAAAUCUUGGAUAGCCGUGACACUAUUUGGUUUGUAUUUCAUUCUAGCGAACUUAGGAUGUACUCCAAUACCGCUGGCGUUACUGGGAGAAGUUUUUCCUUUAGCCCAUAGAAGUGCUGGAUCAUCAGUGGCAGGGUUCAUUUUGUCCAUAUUUGUUAUGGCUGGAAUGCAAGUGACACCAUAUUUAUUGGUGAGCGUUAAAGUUUAUGGAACUUUUGCUGUUUUUGGAACUGCAAUGGGAUUAGCAUUAGUAGUGCUAUUUUUCAUCCUUCCUGAAACCAAAGAUAAAACAUUACAACAGAUCGAAGAUUACUUUAACUUCGGAAGGUUUAGAGAUGAGGACGUUGAGAACGACGAUGAAGUUAAAAUGAAGAUGAUACCAAAUUAAAUGUAAAAUACCGAAUUAUUUGUGUGAAUUGUGGUUUGCUAUAAAAUGAGUGCGUUGUUA